CAAUCUCAACUCUCAAGCAUAGAUAAGUAAAUAGACCCAAACUCAAACUAAAUACAACUCUGGAUAUGGCAUUAAUUGGCCUUUUUGAAAUCUUCCUGGCAGUCAUUUGCUUCUUCCUUCUUCGGUACUUCACCAACAACAAUGGGGUGCCCAAGAACUUUCCAUUUGUGGGAAUGUUGCCGGAGCUUCUGCUCAAAGUUCACAGGAUUCACGAUUGGGUCACAGAAUUAUUACAGCGAAGCCAAGGUACUUUUCUGUUCCAGGGGCCUUGGUUUGCUAGCAUGGACUUUUUAGUCACGGCUGAUCCCGCCAAUAUACACUACAUAAUGAGUUCAAACUUCUCGAACUUCCCAAAAGGGCGUGAGUUCAAAGAAAUGUUUGAUGUUCUAGGAGAUGGAAUUUUUAAUUCGGACUCAGAUUUGUGGAUAAGCCAAAGGAAAGCUGCUCAAAUGUUGAUGAAUCAUCAGAAGUUUCACCAGUUUUUGGUGAAGACAAUCAGUGUUAAGGUGGGGAAAGGACUGAUCCCAAUUCUGGAACAUGUAGCCAAGGAAGGGAAAGCAGUGGACUUGCAGGAUUUGUUUCAGAGGUUCACAUUUGAUUCUACUUGCAUAUUGGUUACCGGCUAUGAUCCAGGGUGCCUGUCCAUUGAAUUCCCGGAAGUUCCAUUCUCAAAGGCCUUGGAAGAUGCUGAGGAAUCAAUAUUUUACAGGCAUGUUGUCCCAGAAAGAGUUUGGAAGCUACAAAGAUGGCUAGGCAUUGGGGAAGAAAAGAAAAUGAAGAAAGCUAAGGAGACAUUAGAUCGAAUCGUAUUUGAAUAUAUACAAAAGAAAAGAGAGGAGUUGAGCAAAGGAAUCCAAGAGAAAGAAGAAGCGGAAGAUGUGGAUCUAUUAACAUCAUACAUGAGUGAAGACUGCAAGGCCGUCGGGUUGAAAUUUGUAGACAAACUAUUGAGAGAUACCAUUUUAAGUUUCAUGCUCGCCGGGCGGGACACAACAAGUUCUGCUCUCACUUGGUUCUUCUGGCUUGUUUCAAAGAAUCCACAAGUGGAAACCAAGAUCCUAGAAGAGCUUGAAAUGAUAAUACCAGCGGAUAAAAUGGCAGCAAAAUGGUGGAAGUUUGAAAGUAAAGAGCUUAAUAAGCUUGUUUAUCUUCAUGGGGCAUUGUGUGAAGCAUUAAGGCUUUACCCACCAGUUCCUUUUCAACACAAGGUCCCAAUAGUACCAGACAUCCUUCCAAGUGGGCACCAUGUUGUUCCAAAUAAUAAGAUCUUGUUUUCUUUGUAUGCAAUGGGAAGAAUGAAGUCGAUAUGGGGAGAUGAUUGCUUGGAGUUCAAGCCUCAGAGAUGGAUUUCGGAGAAAGGAAGGAUCAAACAUGAGCCUUCGUACAAGUUCUUAGCUUUUAAUGCAGGACCAAGAACUUGCCUAGGCAAAGAAGUUGCUUUCACUCAAAUGAAGGCUGUAGCAGCCGCUAUAAUUCAUAACUACAAUGUUCAAGUAGUGGAAGGGCAGCGACAUAGUCCCAAUGUAUCAAUCAUUCUUCACAUGAGCUCAGGCUUAAAGAUGAGAGUACUCAAUAGGUGGGCUGAAUAGAAUCGUGCAUGUAUAGAUGGCUUAAAUGCUAGAAAUUGAAUACAAACAGAGAUCAAAGAUUUGUAAUGAUGUUGAUAUACAAACAAAAUUAGAGAGAAAGGUUAACAAAAGAUGAGCUCUAUAGAGUUGUAUAAGAAUUGUGACUUCUACUCUUUGGCCGUUAGAUUCGAAGUUGUAAUAGAAUUCUGUCUGCUACUUUUGGCUGUUAGAUUCAACGCUGCUUAGUUUAAUUGGUUUGAUUCAGAAUGGCCAAAGCCAUCUUAAUUUGCCUAUCCAAAGGGUAAUUAUGUUGUUAUUUUUGUUAUAGGAUAUCCAAAUAAUUGUUGUAGAGAUAUUGUAAGUUUAGAUAUUUGUUAAAUCCCUUACUUUCUUGUUCAAAACUAAUAAAAACCUAUCACUUUAAUGAACAGUAGUUGAUAUCUGUCAAUGUUUAAAUUCUAUCUAAAACUUUGUUAGUUUAGAC
Molecule: messenger RNA, 2052 nt
Organism: Pistacia vera
Lineage: Eukaryota; Viridiplantae; Streptophyta; Magnoliopsida; Sapindales; Anacardiaceae
Product: alkane hydroxylase MAH1-like
Exons: 1
Coding region: 66-1589 (507 amino acids)
Molecular function (GO): iron ion binding; monooxygenase activity; heme binding
Source: RefSeq, a predicted model, not a curated record